Lodderomyces theae is the source of this 1593-nucleotide messenger RNA. RefSeq lists its product as uncharacterized. Gene Ontology annotation, molecular function: misfolded protein binding. Lineage: Eukaryota; Fungi; Ascomycota; Pichiomycetes; Serinales; Debaryomycetaceae. The transcript has a single exon. Gene Ontology annotation, biological process: protein quality control for misfolded or incompletely synthesized proteins. The record is from RefSeq and is a predicted model, not a curated record. Bases 1 to 1593 code for a protein of 530 amino acids. Gene Ontology annotation, cellular component: i-AAA complex.
AUGAUUCGUCGAAUAAACAUACCACAGCGUGCCAACAGGUUAAAGCACACCGCUACUCACCGUACAACUUCAACCCCCAUACUACCAUUCCGCGCCUAUUCUCAAUACAAUUACAACCAAACUUAUGCAAACUACAAUCCCCCGUCGUCCCCGAAAUCAUCAUGGUUUAGAAAAUUCCUUUAUGCAACACUCGGAAUCUCCGUGAUUUCAGGCUAUGCGUACUACAUGUGGUGGCCAAAACAUACGUUUCCCAGCUCAGUGGCGAAAAUAUUGCGAAAAGGAUUAUGGGCCGAAAGUGACCGUGGCGAGCAUGAUUAUCAAUUGGCAUUGAAGUACUAUCUUGAAGCGUUGGAGCAUUGUAAAGAGAUUGGAAUGGAUCCGUUGAGUGACGAGUAUACUGGUGUGCAAUUAAAGAUUGGCGAAAUGUUUGAACGGUUGGGCAUGAUGAGCGAUGCGGCAUUUGUGUAUAAUGAAAUUGCCACUUUGUACUUGAGUGUGUUGACAGCAAAACCAGCGGGUGCCAACACUUCGGCAAGGCUUAUAGGUAGGGAUUUGAGACGGCAUUUGAUUCAAAAGGAUUUGAGAAUUGCUAUAAAGUUGGUUGAGUUGAAUAAGAACAAUCCUGCAUUGUGUAAAGCCAUCUUGGUUACUCAUUUGAUAAUUGCUCAGGAUGAAGUCAACAAGUUGGGCGGGUCAGUGGGGAAGUUGAACUUGGUUACGAAAGUCGGUUCUAAUGAUGUUGAUAACAAGGGUCCGCAACAGCAGCUGCAGCACCAAGAACCGAAUAAGUUUACGGCCACUUUAGAUAAGGAUACCAUCUUUAUCAAUGAUGAGUCAGGGACAGAGGUCGCCGCUAUUAGAAAGACUCCCGAGGUGUGGGAGCCAUUCACUGAUGAGUUCUUCAAUGCAAUGGAUCUUCUAAGUGCAAUUUGCAUCUCAACUGGAGAUUUAGCCAUGGCUUCAAAAGUCAAGAUCGCCAUGACUGAAUCGAUGCUUUUAGCCGAUGUCGAACCGGGCAAAUUGCUCCUCUCCCAAUGCAACUUGGGCUCGUUGUUGUACAUGCAAGCAGAGGAAUUAGAAGCACAAGAAAUUGCAAUGAAGAAGAAGUUUGCCGAAAUUGCCAAUAUUGAUUAUACCAGAUUGGCCAACGACGCCAAGUUGAGCCAAGAUCAAGCAACACAAUCGCUUUUGAAGGAGAAGAUACCAUCCAAUGAUCAAGCUACAUUCACCAAGUUGUUGCAAUCACGUAAAAUCUGCAUUCAAUUAGCCAUCAAAUCAUACGAGUCCGUGUUGCAAUUUGCAAAAUCGAUCCCCCCAGAAAUCACAAAACAACACAACGAAAUCAAUGAAACUGUAGCGUUGGCCACUUAUGGGUUAGGAGUGGUGAAUCUCCACUUGUCAAAUUACGAUAAAGCUGAACGGUUGUUGCGUGAGUCGCGGGUGCGAUCGAGAUCGUGUGAUUACGAGUUUCUCUUACCGGAAAUUGAACGUGAGUUGAAAAAGUUGUUUGAGGAGCGGAAAUUGAUUCAGCUGGGGAAACCAGUAGAGAAGGAUCUGCAGAAAAGUAUUGAAAUGGAUAUUCGGAUGCAAUAG